Messenger RNA from Saccoglossus kowalevskii, 3840 nucleotides. RefSeq lists its product as uncharacterized. Gene Ontology annotation, molecular function: catalytic activity. Gene Ontology annotation, biological process: nucleoside metabolic process. NCBI's taxonomy places the organism in Eukaryota, Metazoa, Hemichordata, Enteropneusta, Harrimaniidae. The record is from RefSeq and is a predicted model, not a curated record.
CGUGUGAGUAUUAGUUUUUCCGACACCGCAUAUAUAAUAUUUUGAGAUGCACUCAACAGCUUGAGAUUGUUCUUUUUCUUUACUACUAUCAAUAUAAUUUGAACAAAAUCUUUUUAACCCCCUGCUCUCUGGAUGAAUUGUUGCAGUGUUAAACCUGGAAUCUGCAUUGCUGCACCAUGAGGCGUGUAUUGAAAUUGCCAGAGGUUGUAUAAUGUGUGUUGGUCCAUAUUAUACAGGGAAGUCAUCGACAAUAAGGACUCUCUUCGGUGAACCCUUUGUGAAGGAAUAUAAAAGUACAGAUGGUAUUAAAACGUAUGGGCUCGAUAUAUUUAGUUGGAUAAAGCGAGAUAACAAUGAAUAUUUUUGUCAUAUGAGCGAGGACGAAAUUAAAAAGUUACUUGGCGACAUUAUUCCAUUGGUGGAGUGUGAUGGCUAUGCUAAAACCUCAGAAGCUAAUGUCAUUACUGAAUUACAGCUUGGUAGCGAGAGGCUAGACGAUACCUUGCAGCGAAUUGACAGAAAGAGGCCAGGAAACUACUCUACUUUUUCAUUAUGGGAUUUUGCAGGACAGAGAAUUUACCAGAUAAGUCACCAGAUAUUCCUAGUAAAGAAGGGUCUUUAUAUUAUUGUGGUUGACAUAUCUAAAUCACUAAAUGAUACAAUUCAUUAUUCCGAAGAUUUGAAAUCGUUUACCGAAGAUAAAGUAAAAGAUGACGUAUCCUUAUGGGUCAAUUCAAUAUACUACCAUUCUAUUCCGGAGCCAGAUAUAAUGAAAUCUGACACUAUUGUGAGUGGAGGUUCAAAGUUCAUCAUCGUUUGCACGAAGAAAGAUUUGGUAGAUGAUAAACAGGUGGUGAAACAGAGAAUGUCUGAAAUAAAAGAUCACAUACGCAAAUGCACACCCAAACCAUUCCGUGAGAUGUAUGCAGGUAUGUUUGCUAUCACCAACAAAGGGGGUGUGGAGGCAGAUGAAGAGGUCCCUAAGCUGAAAAAUAAGAUCCUAGAGCUCUCUACAGUGUUCAAAGAUAAACAACCAUGCGCACAAGUACGACUUGAGUUGGCGUUACGGCAGAUGAAAAAGCGAGCACUACCCAUCUCUGAAGUUUACAGUAAAGGUAAAGAAUUGGGUCUAGAUGAAGAGACAGUCGACAAAGCCUUGAGGUACUACCACAGCAUUCGUGAGAUGAUACACUUUCAUGAAGACGAUGUUCUGAAAAAUGUUGUCAUUAUCGAUCCACCUUGGUUAAUUGACCUGUUGAGAAUUGUCGUUACCCAAAUGCCAAACUACCGUGAAAGAUUUGAUCUGUCAGCAGAGUUGGAACUGCAUUGCAGCAAACUAGUUGAACAAGGUUUGUUGUAUGAAGAAAUGGUAGAUAUUAUACUUGUUCAAGAAAACAGGAUGGAAGAUAAAGAUGUCCUACUUCGGAUGUAUGAAAAAUUCAACAUCAUAUGCAGACAUUGCACGAUGGAUUCCGGCAAGGCAGUCUACUAUAUGCCAUGUAUGCUGAAUGAGGGAACCUUAGAUCCACUCAAAUCCAAGUAUGAAAGCGUGAUCCCACUUUAUUAUCAUUUUGGUGACAAUUUUCUGCCUGACUCGGUUUUUCAUCAACUCGUGGUAAAGUGCCUAAACUCAUGGAAUGAUGCCACAUUGUUCCAAAAUGCAGCAAGAAUUAACAUUCCCGAGUUCAGUAUGAUCUUAGAUCUGUGGAAAGAAGGAUGUGAUAUUGGUAUGAAAGUUUGUCAUACUGGAGAGCAUCAUCACUCGCUAUUGCGGGUAAAGGAGACCAUAGGAAAUCACCUUCGACAGAUCAUCAAAAGCCAGUACUCAAGAUUAUCAUACAAAGAAUGCAUCAAAUGUUCCUGUGGGCAACACGAUGGAACGAAGACUAUGAAAUGGUCUCUGGAUUUAGAUGAUGGUUGUGUUGCCACUACUAAGACAGUCUGUUCAAAGACGCAUCCAAUAGACAUGCCUACUCAAUGGAUCUCCAAUGAUCAGGCGAUUGGUGAAACACAAUUUGGACUAAUCACUGAAUCUAAUGAACACAGUUCUGAAGCAGCUGCUACUGAUUCAAUUUCUACACAAGUUUCAGAGAUUGGUGAAAAACAAUGUGGAUCACCCUUCAAACGCUUCAAACUAGAUAGUUUCCAACCAGCAAUAGGAAUUGUUGUGGCAGACGAAUACGAAUAUCAAUCAAUAAAGCUUAUGUUCGAUGCGCCACCUGUAGAAUAUAAUGGUAAAACAAAUCCAAAUGAUCCAAACUACUAUCAGGUUGGACUCGUCGGAGGAAAGAAGGCUGUAGUGACACAACUUCCUGUUGGGAUGGGUGGAGAGGACAGUGCUGCAGUAACUGUCACACAUCUCUGUAAUGCAUUCAGCGCCAUACAGUUGAUAUUCAUGGUAGGUGUUGCUGGUGGAGUACCUAAUUAUCAGUAUAACGAAGCCAGUGCAAGGAAAACCACAGAGUAUACUCGUCCACAUGUUCGCAAAGGUGACGUUAUUGUCUCGUACCCAAUUAAAGAUGGCGGCCCUGCAUUUGUACAUUAUGACUACGGAGAAAUAAUAUCUGUCCUUGCCACAUGUAACGUUAGGCAAAACAUCCAACGCAAGCAGCACAUUGGGCUUCACCCUAAAGCACUGAAUGCAGCUCGAGAAUUUGCGCGCAAUUCUAAUGUUUUGGGUGAGCAAAUUGGUGCCACAAUCAACAAAAUGGAUGAAGUGCAGAAAGUAGGGUUUCAGAGACCUGCUGAUGAGGAGGAUGUCUUGCCAGAAGGUCAUAACCAUCCAGCUGAACCGCAUUUACGUCAUCCAGGUGAACCCAAAGUUCAUUUCGGAAUAAUGGCCUCUGCAAACAGUGCAAUGCGAAAUACAGAAGUCAGAGAUUAUUUAGCUGUGGCUGAAAAUGUUAUCGGAUUUGAGAUGGAAAACCGCGGCGUCGCUACUGCUGCUCGCAUUUCUUCCAAAGGAUGUAUGUUUGUCAGGGGUGUGUGUGACUACUCGGAUGAACAUAAAAAUGGCAGAUGGAACCGAUAUGCAGCUCUAAUAGCCAAAAUAAAAUUUAAUUGAAGAUCAAACAUAAUUGAAUAAUAUUUGGAAGGCAUUUUUCUGUAAUUUCAUUUCUAACAUAAAGGUUAUACAAUUGUUGAUUUGGAAGAAGUGAACACUUGAAGAAAAGUUAAAUUUGAGUAUUUUUCGAUAUCAUGUUCGUAUGAUAACUUUCGUUAUAUGCAUGUGCAGCGCCUGUAUUACCGACUCAAUUUGGAGAGUUGGCAAAACAUGAUAUGUUUUUAUAGUAGUUAAAAAAUCCUUAUUGUCAUCAAGCUGGCUUAUUAAUAUGAAUUAAUAGUUCUACUUGGAAUUUAGUAUUUUGUUUAGUUUUGUAGUUGUACUUCAAAUAUAACAUUGUUAAGCUGCAUUGGUCUAUGCUUUUAUGCAUUGUAAAACUGAAGUUUCAAUAGAAUAAGAAACUAUGGAAUAUAUAUUUUUUAAGAAAUCAAAUGCUUUGUUUUUUUAAUGAUGCCAAGUUGAAUGCUAUGAUUUUUUUUUGAAUAUUUGCAUAGAAUUUUGUGUUUUAUAUGACUCCUUAUUUUUGGAUGAUUAUGAAUAUAUUUCAUUGAACGUAAUGCCAUCAAGUCCAAUUCAUGAUAUAGUGUUGAAAUAUUUUUGGGUAUCGGAUGUGUCGAUGGAUAAUCAAAUAAACAAAUGUUACUUCACUUUAUGCAUAUUGGAUAUGUUCUCGCCUCCUUACCAAAAAGUCUGUAGUUGUAGCAAGACACCACACAAUUUUUGGAAAAAGUGGGACAGUACUUGGAAAAUAAAUGCAGAUAAUUUGUGACAAAAUA